AUGUCAACAAUACCGGCUGGCAGCAUCCAGUCGGGCAACCCGCCCAUCCUUCCCCUCGAUUUCAACGCAAACCAGCCGCCCAAGGUCCGGGUCUAUCCCUUCUCCAACUACACCUUUGGCGUCAAGGAGACACAGCCCGAGGAGGACCCUUCCGUCAUUGCGAGGUUAAAGCGCCUCGAGGAGCACUUCGCCGAGCAUGGCAUGCGCCGCACGUGCGAGGGCAUUCUCGUCUGCCACGAGCAUAACCAGCCACACAUUCUUAUGCUGCAAAUCGCAAACGCCUUCUUUAAGCUACCCGGCGAUUAUCUGCGGCCAGAGGAUGGGGAGAUUCAGGGGUUCAAGACGCGUCUCGACGAGCGCCUAGCACCCGUCGGCCGCCUCGGCGAGGACGAAAAAGACGGCGAGUGGGAGAUUGGCGAGUGUCUGUCGCAAUGGUGGCGGCCCAACUUUGAGACCUUUAUGUACCCUUUUGUGCCUGCUCACGUCACACGGCCUAAGGAGUGCAAAAAGAUCUACCUCAUUCACCUGCCCAAGAAUAAGGUGCUUAGCGUGCCCAAGAAUAUGAAACUGCUCGCUGUACCUUUAUUCGAGCUCUACGAGAACAGCGGCCGAUACGGACCCCAGCUUUCUGCGAUCCCCCACAUUCUGAGCCGCUACAAUUUUGAAUUUGUCGACGAGGAUGGCAAGGUUGUCAAGGUCACACCCGGAGACGGUCCCAAGGCCGGAGACCAGCCGCCUAAGACUAAGGUCCUUGUUGGCGACGACACAGACAUGAAAGAGGAAAAUGGGACAAAUUAA
Messenger RNA from Beauveria bassiana ARSEF 2860, 798 nucleotides. Its product is annotated as cleavage and polyadenylation specificity factor subunit 5. The coding region runs from base 1 to 798 and encodes 265 amino acids. Gene Ontology annotation, cellular component: mRNA cleavage factor complex. The record is from RefSeq and is a predicted model, not a curated record. Gene Ontology annotation, molecular function: mRNA binding. NCBI's taxonomy places the organism in Eukaryota, Fungi, Ascomycota, Sordariomycetes, Hypocreales, Cordycipitaceae. The transcript has 2 exons.